Messenger RNA from Naumovozyma castellii, 1926 nucleotides. RefSeq lists its product as uncharacterized. The record is from RefSeq and is a predicted model, not a curated record. Bases 1 to 1926 code for a protein of 641 amino acids. The transcript has a single exon. NCBI's taxonomy places the organism in Eukaryota, Fungi, Ascomycota, Saccharomycetes, Saccharomycetales, Saccharomycetaceae.
AUGAAUGUGGGUGAGAUCGUGUUCACCGAGAACGAUCUGUCCGUCUUGGCCGGCUUCCAGCAGUACAAGGCCCAGUUUGCAGAGGACAUCUACUCCUACUUCUCCACCAUCUACUCCGAGGUCAGGUCCAGGUACCACCGCCGUCCGUACCUGUCCUCGUUCCACCGUCCAGGCUACGGGGAGACCUUCCCCAAGGACCUGCAGAUCCCCACCAUCCAGAAGUACAGCUCCAUGGGGUCUGCCUUUUUGUUUCUGGCGGAGGUGUUCCCACAACUCUCCUUUGCCGAGGACUUUACCUGCGAACAUGAACAGAGUCCGCCCAAGUCCAUUGAUGCCAUCGCCUCGUGGUUCACUUUCAAGCUGCUACCGGGCUCUGACAACGAACUGUGGUACCUUUUGGUGCGCAUCUGCUGCUACAACUGGCAGGACACCUCCGUGGCGUACCCAGCUCUCCACACCUUGAACUCCUUUCGCCAGCUGGUCGACUCUAUCCGGGCCCUGGCCACCUACUCUGUUCUCUACCGGUUUCUCCAUGCUGGGGCCAUCCCCGGUGACUCUACUGCCGAUGAGAUCUUCUUCACCAAGAAGAGUGAGCCAUGGACCUGGACCAACGUCAUGUACCACAAGCUGACCGUGGCGUACCAGAACUACACCAAGUUCAACGUCAGGGUGUGCAAGCCAGACGCCGUGCUUAUCUCCGGCAAGAAGUUCUCCCGAUCCUACAUCAGGGAGUUUUACGCCAACGUCAAGGAGCGUUUCGAGUCCAACCUCUCUGACCUGCGUCAGUAUUUCGACAAGGUCUUGUCUGUGCAGGCUGUUGCCGAUGCCACGCUGAACUCUCCCACUGCCAUCGAUGUUGCUGAGAAUAGAAUCAAAACCAAGAAUUCGCUGUUGCUGUUGAUCAACGAGACGGCUCUGGCCAAUGUUGUUCCUGAUUUCAAGCCCAAUGUCACCAUCGAUUCACAGGAGGUCGCCAGGUUAGUCGCUGAUAUGGGAGUGUGUGUCAUGUGGAUGAUCUACUUUUCUGCCACCGGGCCCUACAGGUUUCCUGAUAUGCUGAUACUGAAGUAUGCUGGUAACCAACGUAACCUGUUUGUGGACCCUGAGUCUCGCUGCCUGGACAUCAUUACUGAGUAUUCCAAAAACAGAGAGGGCAAUCCAAUGUGCAAGACCCUGGACAAGGUCACCUCAGACCACCUUUUCUACUACAUCAUAGUUGCACGUAACAUGCUGAAGCACGCCGUGGGGACCGAGUAUGCUGAUAUGAAACGGGACCUGUUCAACGAGACCAACGGUGCUGCUGAGGAGUCGUUGCUCAACGGCUACCUGGCUAGGUCCAUUGGUGACGGGAUCAGUGCUGAUGAUAUGGACCCGGUUAGGUACUCCAGAAACGUGGUUAAUUCUUUUGUCUUUGUGGACUGCACCUCCCAUUCGCUCAUGCACUAUGCCAGGUUCUCUGCGUUCCUCAAGCUCUACCCCAUGUCUGUUAACUGGAGCAUGCGUCUGCCAUUCCGGGAGAUGAGGCACGGUAUGAUCAAGCUGGUGCGUGAGUACGUCAAGGUGGAAGGGGAGGACGUGGGAGUGUCUGCUGCCAAGGAGACGCUGGCUGGUCAUUCUGCUGCUACUGGGCUGGCCACCUACGGUAUUGACCAUGAGAAAGGUCUAGCUGCUGAUGGCUCUCUUGAGAAAGUACGCUCCCUGGUCAAUGCUGCCUGGCACCACUGGCUGGGUCUUGGUUACGGCUCUCCUGCCGAAGAUGGUGAGUCUGAUAUUGCUAAGAAUUCCUGUGAGAAACGGUACUUCCAUCCCAGUGGCUCCAUCAAGGACACAAUUAUGAAAAUUUACCGAGGCCAAGAUUCGAAGCGCGACCGAAAAAACAUAUAUUGGAAGUGCGCCUCGCUAAUAGGUGGAAAAACCAUGGACUGA